GAUACAUUCAUCCUCUCGAAGUGACCUGGAAAAGAUUUGAGAGGCGCUGGCACACAAACCCUUUUGCAUUUCAAACAAAAAGACUGAAAAUUUUCUUCAAUCGUCUUCCGAAGAUCCAUCUCUACUCUCUAGGGUUCUUUACAAAACCCCCUUUUCUGCUCAUGGACUUUUGAUCUUUCUCUGCUACUCUAGAUAUGGUGGACGUUGACGAUUCCAUGGUUGUUUCUGGCAAUGGGUCUACUCAUGAUGUAGAUCAUCAACAGUUUUCUAACUAUGAAGAGGAAGAUGACUCUGUGGAAAUCAUAGCCCGGAUUCCCAAUUAUAAUUCUGAAAGUAAAGAAGGAAAUGGGAGUUCUAUCGAGUCCUUUGCUGAAGAAGUUGAAGAAAGCAACAAUCUUGAUGCUUUUAAGGAACUUGAAGUGAAAGAUACCGAUUUAUCAGCUCAACCCAAAUGUCAAGACGCUACAGGCAACAGUUUAGGCGUUAAAAAAGAUACGAAACACAAAAUAGACGGUAAUGAUGCAAAGAAAGCUUCUUCGGUUAGAAGUGGAUCAGUUGCUUCAGAUGUACACCUGAAACAAUCAGUUCCUAGUGAGAAGAAGAGCAGCAACUCGAAACCUGCAAUUGUUCAAGUUAAGGCUCCUCUUUCUAAGGAACCUGGAAAGUCGGAUUCUUUAAUGUCUACUGCAAACGUGGUGCAAUCUGAAGGUGUCAAGGAGAAGAAUAAAGCGAAGUCGGUGAAAGCAGUUCAUGGAAGUACGACUGAUGGAAGAACACAUUCUUCUGAAAGCUCGACAACAGGAGACGAGAAGUCGCAAAGACUGGGCACACUGCCAGCCUAUGGUUUUAGUUUUAGGUGUAAUGAAAGGGCCGAAAAACGGAAAGAGUUCUAUUCUAAGCUCGAAGAGAAGAUCCAUGCAAAAGAAGAGGAAAAGAAUACAUUGCAAGCAAAAACCAAGGAACAUCAAGAAGCUGAGAUUAGAAUGUUACGAAAGAGCCUUAUGUUCAAAGCAACGCCUAUGCCGAGUUUUUAUCACGAAACUCCUCCUAAGAUGGAGUUAAAGAAGAUACCGACAACACGAGCUAAAUCUCCGAAGCUUGGACGGAAAAAGGAUUCAGCUGCAGCAGAGAUGGAAGCAGCAAAUGGUGGUAAUACUUUUCGACCUGCUCGGUUAAGCUUGGAUGCGAGGAAGUCUUUAAACAACAAAACGGUAGCUAAAGUUGUUUCUGCUGUUCCUACGAAGAAACCGACAAGGAAAUCUCUUCCUAGGCUACCAUCUGAAAAGACCAAAUUGCCCUCGGACUCUAAAGAUAGCCGUGAAAUAACAAUAUCGUCCAAGAAAACGAAUGAGGUAGAAAGUGAAGCAAAACAAGAUUCAUCGCAGGAGCAGGAGGUAGGUGAGGAAAAAAUGGAGAAGUGAAAUAACGAGAUUGAUGUAAUUGAUUGAGCUGUAGGUUCCAUUUUCGCCCUCAGAAGUAUAUAAACGAAGGCAUGGAUUGAAAACUGGAGGUGGAACACUUUCUUCUUCUUCUUCUUCUGUUAAAGGGUUUGUUUAAUUCUUGUGGUGCCAUUAUUGUUCAUAGUCAGCUGCCUGCGAAAUCUGGUAAGUGUUUUUGUGGUUCUUUUCUGAGAAUAGUGGUGUGACCAUUUUGCCCUUAUUCGAGCAUUGGAUGCUUGUUGAACACUUGAGAUUCAUGAACUGUAAUCGAAUGUGUUUUAGUUUACUA
Molecule: messenger RNA, 1728 nt
Organism: Cynara cardunculus var. scolymus (artichoke)
Lineage: Eukaryota; Viridiplantae; Streptophyta; Magnoliopsida; Asterales; Asteraceae
Product: protein WVD2-like 5
Exons: 9
Coding region: 195-1421 (408 amino acids)
Molecular function (GO): microtubule binding
Source: RefSeq, a predicted model, not a curated record